Messenger RNA from Aedes albopictus (Asian tiger mosquito), 2381 nucleotides. RefSeq names its product putative polypeptide N-acetylgalactosaminyltransferase 9. The transcript is spliced from 4 exons. Gene Ontology annotation, molecular function: polypeptide N-acetylgalactosaminyltransferase activity. Gene Ontology annotation, biological process: protein O-linked glycosylation. Bases 552 to 2312 code for a protein of 586 amino acids. The record is from RefSeq and is a predicted model, not a curated record. Lineage: Eukaryota; Metazoa; Arthropoda; Insecta; Diptera; Culicidae. Gene Ontology annotation, cellular component: Golgi apparatus.
UAGUCUGAUUCUAACCGAUCGAGUAUAAACAGGUGCAAAAGUGUUGUUACCUACCUUGCGAACAAUGCCCUUGAACUUGUAGUGGGGCAAAAAGUGCGAUAGAUUCGCCUUGUGUUUUCUUCUGCAUUGUUUGGUCGUAAAGUUUACAGUUUGACUAGUGUACCACAACAUGUUAUGUCUUGUGAUCACUUAGAACCAACCCAGUGUAAGUAAGGUCACUAACCAGCACUCAGUGGAGACGUUUAAUUGGUUGAAGCGACAUCACUAGUUCUGUUCUGCAAAAUCGGACUGUUACUGUUUUCACUCAAAUCCACAAGUAUUGGCCAAUUGCGCUACGGUUUUAUCAAUGAAACCGUACACCGUGCUUUCAACAACCUUUAUCAUCGUUGUUCAAAGAUAAGGGGACUUCGUGAAGAUAGCUCAGUGCAGGUCUGUUUUUGGUGUCUGUUUCUUUCGGCGUGCUAUUCGUAAUUCGAUCGUAAAAGUGAUAAAAUCGCGGUAUUUAAUACUCCCGGGUAAUCCACAGUUACAAGUGGGCUUCGCAUGUUACAAUGGUGUCUUUUCGUUCAAUAAAGCCACAAUCAAUUUUGAUAUGCAUUGUCAUAUUCUGUGCAAUAAUUGUGCUUACAUCUUACCAUCGGGCGAUGAAUGCCCGAAUCGAGUAUCUACAGUUGCAAUUGUUAGAGAGAGAAGGAAUACGCGUGGAACUUGUGCAACAAAUUUCAACCGACAAACCCCGUAUAGCCGUGGCUGCUUCUACACACGUGAACACCACGGACUACCCGCCACCCAAUGAGGGACCUCCGCCUCCGGGAGACAUGGGCGCUCCAGUUUACAUUCCGUCCGAUGCUCCAAUGGGAGUUCGCGAGGUUAUGGAGCGGCAAUUCAAGACGUUUGCGCUGAACGAGUACGCCAGUUCGUUGAUAUCCGUCCAUCGACGGCUGCCCGAUUACAGAGAUCCCUGGUGCAAGGAAAAGGGUCGACUGUUGGAGCAGCUGCCGACCACUACGGUGGUCAUUGUGUUCUUCAACGAGCCGUGGUCGGUGUUGGUGAGGACGGUAUAUUCGGUGUUGGACCGUUCGCCUCCGGAACUGAUCAAGGAAGUAAUACUGGUGGAUGAUUGCUCCUUUAUGCCCCACACGAAAACCCAACUGGAGGAAUACUUUGCCAAAGAGCAGAAAGUUCGUAUACUGCGAUCCGCCAAGCGCUUGGGAUUGGUCAAAGCACGCCUACUCGGAGCGCGCAACGCCACCACAGAAGUGCUGACUUUCCUGGACGCUCACUGCGAAUGCACAACCGGGUGGCUCGAACCUCAACUUGAUCGAGUAGCCCGGAAUCCUACCACCGUUGCCAUACCAACGAUCGACUGGGUCGAUGAGCACAACCUGGCGUUCAUAGCGAACAAGUCGCAAACCUUCUACGGUGCCUGCGAUUGGGCGCUGCAGUUCGGCUGGCGUGGACGAUGGGACCGGAAAGUUCAACCGAAGAACAAGCUCGAACCGUUCCCCGUUCCCAUCAUGGCCGGAGGUCUGUUUUCCAUCAGUACGAGCUUCUUCGCCCAUCUGGGGUGGUACGAUGAAGGGUUGGGACUUUACGGCGGCGAGAACGUCGAGCUGUCGGUGAAGGCAUGGAUGUGUGGCGGUCGAUUGGAAACGGUGCCUUGCUCAAGGGUAGGUCACAUUCAGAAGGCCGGUCAUCCGUACUUGAAUGGGGUGAAGACCGACUGGGUAAGAGUUGGAUCGGUGCGAGUAGCGGAAGUGUGGCUGGAUCAAUAUGCCCAGGUGGUGCACGACAUGUUUGGAGGUCCGGAGUUUCGAGGAGACUUUGGAGACGUUUCCGAAAGAAAGAAGUUCCGAGAAAGUCUCAACUGCAAGCCAUUCAAGUGGUACUUGGAAAAUGCUUUUCCUGAGCUGGAAGACCCCAUUGGAUUUGGAGUGGGACAUGGAAAGUUUACCAACGUCGGAGUCGGCAAAGCUUAUUGCAUACGAUAUCGGAAAGCAGGGUACACGUUCAGAAUGGAACCGUGUACGGACGAGGACUAUCAACACUGGGUUCACAAUAUGUUGGGCGAGAUAAGCACCCAGAACAUCUGUCUGGAUUACGAUGGAAACGUGCUGCUGAUGUUCGAGUGCCACAAAGGACAAGGCAACCAAGAGUGGCGGUAUUCAAAGGCGACCAAGCAGUUCAAAAGUGUGAAACAUAACAAAUGUUUGUCGGUUGGACCCACUCCGGAGUUGAAUCUGAUUGCGGAGACGUGCGAUGCGGAGAAAGAAUCUCAAAAGUGGGAGUAUCCAUUCCUGAAAUUGGACUAGGUAGUAAAUCACAGUGGUAUUAGAGGUUUUAAACAAUUCAAAGGUUAUAAAUCAAAAUGUAUAACAAUA